UCGAGGCAGCCAAGAGCGGUACGUCCUCAGGGUGCAGGAGGCGUGUCGCUGUGAUCAAAGAGAUCCUCAGUUCAUCUCUGUGACUGCGUGUGAACCCCGAGCCAAACACAGCGCAACUGGAUUUUCCAGAUUGCAGAAGCUAUGUGCACGUCGACCCAACAACUUCAGACCACUUCCCCGUAUAGAGAGGGAAAGAGCAGUUCAGUCUCAUCUUUCAAACUCGUCCGCCAUGUCGCUCUCUCUCCUGCUGCUGCUGCUGGGCUCGGCCCGGGCUUCUCUGUUCCACGGGUCGGUGCUGACUUACUACCCAAUAAACACCAACGAGGACGGAUCCACCACGAUGGUCCUCCGCUACAAGCUGACCUACGACCUCUGCUCCAAGAGCGACGUCUGGGUCUGCCUGGACGGUGAUUGCGGGUUUCUGAGUUCUUACGCGCUGAAGACGGUGGACCAGAACAGCAGCGCGGCGUGGUGCCAGAGGGAGGGGAUCCAGACCCGGCGGUUCCAGAGAAACGCGCCCUUCAUGAUGGAAUUCUUCGGUGGUCUUUGGAGCAGUAACAGAAACGGCAUCAGCUACAUGACGUCGUUGACCUCGGUGGAGCUGAGGAAGAGGUCGGACACGGGUCGGGUCAACUCGUCCCCGCAGACCAACAUCCUGCCAGAACUCAGAGUUCCUUCAAACUGUCAGAGAGACCUUGACCUGUUGACCUUUGACCCCGACGGAGACGAGGUCAGAUGCAGAUAUGGAACGAGAGCUGCAUUGGAGUGUGUUCAAUGCACACCGGCCCCCGUCCUCAGCCUCUCCUCCUCCUGUACGUUGUCUUUCAGCUCCACCGUUCCCAGUAACGAAGGAACUUACGCUGUCCAGCUGGUGAUGGAGGACGUCGCCAGGCGACCCGUCACCGUGACUCGGAACGACGGGGCGGAGACCGUCCUCCAGGCCGGCGCCCCGAUCGGCCAAUCGGCUGUCGACUUUACUUUCAUCGUGGAUCCCGCGGUGGAGUCCUGCACCGAGGGACUCUACCUGCCCAGGUUCCUGCCCCCGACCCCGGCUAACAGAGCUCGGCUGUCCGCGCCCGUCGACCGGCCGCUUGAGAUCAGCAUCAAGGCGGAGGCGAAUAUCUCCACGAUUUCCGAACUUCUGUUCAGCGGGCCGUACAACACGAUUAAGACGUCAUCGGGGGCGGGGCAGUACACCCUGAGAUGGACGCCGUCCGAGGGCGACGGAGAGAACCAGCCCUUCUGCUUCGCCGUCCAGGCCGUUUUCAAUGCGGUCCAGUUUCAGUCGGAGCUCCGAUGUGUCGUCGUGACGAUCGGAGACGGUGAGCAGAAACACCCUCCUUUGUUCUUGUCUUCCGGACUCCAGCGCCAGAGUCUUCGAUAGACCCUUCCUGCUACCGACCCAACAACGGCAACUCCACCCUGAACUACUACCCCACGAACUACAACCAGCAGUUCAACUACGACCCCACGAACUACAACCAGCAGUUCAACAACUGCCACUCCACCCUCAACGACUACUACCAGUGUUCCUGAGCCGAAAUUCGUAAUUUGUGAUAUUGGGCGAUAAAAUGAAACUGGAUUGAACCGGUCCGUCCGGCCGCGGCUCCGUCUCGUCACACGGACUUAUUCCCCUCAGUCUGCUGGUACUUCUUGGUCUCGACAGCCAUCAUCAGUUGUGGUUUACUAGAUGUUGGUUAGACGAAGGAAAUGUAGAAGUUCUUUGUUUUUUUAAAUUGAGCAAUUCUGUAUACUUUGCAUGAUUACAAAACUUGACAUGGUUGAAUAACUACAUGUUGACUUUCUCUGAGCAUUUAAUUCUAUAAGUUCUUGACAAGGAAAUGCUGAAAAAUAAAAAUACUUUCUAAUCUAACCGCU
Molecule: messenger RNA, 1878 nt
Organism: Pseudoliparis swirei
Lineage: Eukaryota; Metazoa; Chordata; Actinopteri; Perciformes; Liparidae
Exons: 8
Coding region: 230-1384 (384 amino acids)
Source: RefSeq, a predicted model, not a curated record